This is a messenger RNA of Oryzias melastigma (Indian medaka), 2364 nucleotides long. Its product is annotated as noggin. NCBI's taxonomy places the organism in Eukaryota, Metazoa, Chordata, Actinopteri, Beloniformes, Adrianichthyidae. Gene Ontology annotation, biological process: osteoblast differentiation; dorsal/ventral pattern formation; negative regulation of BMP signaling pathway. The transcript is spliced from 6 exons. The record is from RefSeq and is a predicted model, not a curated record. The coding region runs from base 33 to 578 and encodes 181 amino acids.
UUGGAUUAAGCGGCUGGCGCUUCAGUGUGCGCAUGCGCCUCGUUUGGCGGCGCUUUGAAGUUCGUUGGCCGGAGGGGGAGCUGCAGCCGCCGGUGAGAACAGGACACCGUUUAAAUCACCUGAAGAAACUCCCAAACAGAGGAAGAAGCAGAGGAAGGACACCGGAAGAUCUCCUCUUCCCAGAAAGGAGAAGGUGGAUCAUUAAGGUGUCCGCCAGUCCUCCGGCGAAGACGCGGACUUCAUCUGCGGUAAUAGAAGAAAGCUGGGCAGGAAAAAGUGACAGAUGUUGGAGGCCCACGCCGAGCAGAAAGCGAGAGUGGGACUGUCAGACAUGUCGACUCCGGCGAGGUGAUGGAUGGAGAGUGAGAAUUACCAACAAUUCCCCUUCAAUUCACACGCGACUGCCCAACUGCCACCAAAUGGUCGAAAUGUUUUCGGACAAAGAACGGGAUGGGAGACAGCUCAGAGUGUCAGGGAUGACGUCCCGGUGUUCAGCUCUGAGAGUAAAAGUCUUCAGUCGGAGUAAACUUCAGCGCCGGCCGCCCGUGCUGCAGCGGCCCAUCAUCCGGCUGGCGUGAUGCUUGAAGACGGCUCCCUGCGCGUUCCAGCAUGUCGCUGUUUAAUGCCUCAGCACACGCCCACGCAUGGUAAACAUGCGAUGACAGCGGCGGGUCAGGGGGCAGAGGUGCACCGCGAGGCAAACAUACAAACAAAGCUUCAAAAGGACUGUACUCCUUGUCAUUCAAAUCCAGUGUCAUUGCUGGUCGCCGCGGCGAGCGUUAACGUCCGUGUCAGCGCUUCGUCAGACUGGGGCUGACCUUGAGCGUCUGUCUGUAUCAUUGAACAAAGCCUGUAUAUGAAUAGCGCUGCUGUAAUGUGCGUUGACAGUGAUUUGAUAACAGUCAGAUUAACAUAUAGACAGGCUGCAGCCUGAACUGCACAUCACAGAACAUACAUUAUUAAAGCCCAACAGCAGGAAAGUGACAACAGAUAUUCUCCUAAUACAGAGGCUCUUCUUUAUAUUAAGAGUCCUGCCAAUAAAUGCAGAGGUUUAUGACCUGCAGGCGUGUAGCGGUACACCUCAAUAAAAACAACAGGAGUCAAUGAUCAACCGGCGCAGAAACGCAGCUGCAGAUUUGUACUUUUACCUGAGAGCUUUUAUCAGCGCCGCUAAUUGAGGUUGCAGCCGCGGCGUGAAUGUGCAGACCGCUACGACUUACUUAAAUGUCAGCCUUUUAUUUUGAGGCUUGAUUUGUUUGAGAGGUGAAUCUGUUUUUGUUUCAACACAAAGAGAGGAAUUCUCAGAGCGUUUGAAGGUCAGAAGCUUUUUCACUUGAAACCUUUUCAUCAACCUGACCUGUAUAGUUCUCAUUCAGUCUCUUGAUGAGACGCGGAGCUGUAAUACUCAGAUCUUUGAAGGGCAACUUAAAAAGGGCUCACAGACCUUCAGCUUUAAACCCAGUGUUUUACAGAAUCAAGGAAGAUUUGGACGAUAAAGAAGUUGUGCCAAGAGAACCUCUUAUUAAUAACAUUUUGGAGCAGAAACUCGGGUGCUAAUAAAUUCCAGAAACUUUCCUCACAGAGAGUUAUGACCCCAAAAAUGGAUCAAAAAUAAAAGAAUAAAUCCUAAAUCUACUGUAGAUCUUUAACAUAAACAAGGGGAACAACAAGUUAAUGUACGAAGUAAACGAGUGAAAAAUAAUCUAAGAUCUCUACAGAUGUGGUUGUAUUAAUUCUGGACAUUCAUUUGUUUAUUCUUUUAAUUUCCUGUUUAAAAAGUAUUUUAUUUUGAAAUAAACCCAUUUAUUAAUCCUGUUUAAUCCCUGUUCAGAUUACAUUUUAGUAGUUUUCUAAACUUUUAUCUAUGGGAAAAUUUUGUAGAUCCAUAGAAAAAUGGAACAAACCCGUGAGGGCGGAGCUUCAGUCGUCACACGAUGUAGCCCUCUGAUUGGAGGAAAGGUUUUACGACAGCAGGAAGUGUCCGACCGGCACUUUUCCCGACUCAAGAUCCAAAGCGUUUGUCCUCUUUUUGUCUGGAUUCUUCUUCGCUCCCCACAAUCUUCCUGUUAAGAAUGUAGUGUUCCUCUUAUUCGCGGGGGUUGGAGACACGCCCAAUCCACGAAUACGGAGACGCCCCUCCCCCGCUUCCGUCUCACCCCUCCCCCGCAGCCAAAGAAGGCCUGUUACUGGUCCGUACUCAUCAGAAACACUGUGAACAUUUAUUGAAGGUUGGAGUGAUAAAGACUGUUCUGCAGCGUAGAGACGGACUACUUUAGAUUUAGAUUUAUUUCAGACAUGUAAAAAAAACAACAUUACAAGGCAAAAAUAAAAUUAAAAAAAAAAUACAGAAAGAAAAAAGAAAAA